AGUAAAGAGCUGGUAUCAUUGUCACCAUUAAUUUUGCUUAAAGCCUCUAGAGUUGUUUGCACUGACACGCUACUGAACAUUAUAUAUUUGCAUGUGCUGAAAGUCUACGUAUAAGAGGAAAAGAAUGUUGGCUGCAUGGAUACAAAUAAAAUAUAAAGUAAUAAUUGCGGAAACGGGUUGAGGACAGAGAAGUUAAAAACAACAACACCUCCCCUGGUAGGAAGGAAGAGGGAGCAGGUGGUAAGGGUAAAGUGAGGGAGUGGCAGAAGAGGAAUUCCAGCUGAUAUUUAGGCCACAUAUCUUUCCUCCAAAGACACAGAUUCUACAACCUGCUUCCUUCACAGAGCCACUGACCCCAAAGGAUCUCAGCUGAAUUCUUCUUGAGCUCCCCAGGAACAAAGUAUGAGCACUGCUGGCAAAAUUAUUGCCACCGGGGUGUGCCGCACAGAUGAUCAUGCCAUGAGUCCAAGUUUUAAAGAGGGACUUUUCCCUGUCAUACUAGGCCACGAGGGAGCUGGAAUUGUAGAGAGCAUUGGUCCAGGUGUGACUAGAUUUAAACCAGGCUGGAAGGGUGUGGAUUCUGUACCAAAGCUGGUGUUGGAUUACAUGGCAGGGAAAUUCAACCUGGAUGCACUUGUAUCUUACACUUUGCCUUUUGAUAAAAUCAACGAAGCAUUUGAUCUUAUGCAUCAAGGGAAAAGUAACCGAACUGUUUUGGUGUAUUAAGAACCCAGUACAAACGCCGGAGGACUAGAAGCCCAACAAAAUGUGAUCCUUAUUCAAAUCUGCCCCACUGACUUCUGAUUAAUGUAUCCCCUUGGACAUUGUUUGCAAAAAGCAUUUCUUUGUGAUACGUGAGCAUAGAAUUCAACAUCUCUAAGCCAUAGCUGUAAUAUUUUAGAGCAACUUUUUUAGUUCCUGUAGUACUGUCACAGCACUAUUAAAACUGAAAAUUCCUGUUGUGUCGUGUCACUCAUGGAUUAAUAUCUACAUAUGAAUAUUGUGUUGGCGCAUCACAUAUCUAAAUGUGUAGGGUCACUUGUGUACAAAAUCACUUUUCUGUUAAAGCUAUCGUGUGAAAACAAUAGAUUUAAAUAGA
This is a messenger RNA of Lacerta agilis (Sand lizard), 1099 nucleotides long. RefSeq names its product all-trans-retinol dehydrogenase [NAD(+)] ADH4-like. Gene Ontology annotation, molecular function: S-(hydroxymethyl)glutathione dehydrogenase [NAD(P)+] activity; zinc ion binding. Lineage: Eukaryota; Metazoa; Chordata; Lepidosauria; Squamata; Lacertidae. The transcript has 4 exons. Gene Ontology annotation, biological process: formaldehyde catabolic process. The record is from RefSeq and is a predicted model, not a curated record. Gene Ontology annotation, cellular component: cytosol. The coding region runs from base 403 to 726 and encodes 107 amino acids.